AUGUCCCGUAAGGUGACCACUACAACCGUGACCACCGAUUCUCCCGGUGUGUCUGGUAGUUCGUCGUCCCAAACUGGUUAUACAUCUCCACGCCGGACUAGGGCCCCAUCUCCGGCCAGACUUACUCGGAUUCAAGAGAAAGAGGAGCUGCAAUCUCUUAAUGACCGCUUGGCCAACUAUAUUGACCGGGUUCGAUACCUGGAAGGGGAAAAUAGCCGUCUUAUGGUUCAGGUUAAAUCGUCCGAAGAAACUGUUUCCCGUGAGGUGACCAAUAUCAAGUCAUUGUAUGAGUCCGAACUUGGAGAUGCUCGGAAACUACUCGAUGAAAUGGCCAAGGAGAAAGCCCGUUUACAAAUUGAGUCUGGAAAAUACAAAGCAGAAGCUGAUGAGUGGAUGAACAAGUAUAACCGCAAGGAUCGGGAAUUAGCAAGUGCCCAGAAGAAAUUGGCCGAUUUGGAGAGUUUAGUGAAUGACCUUCAGGCCAAACUUGCUGAUGCUGAGAAUGCCAAAAAGCAUCUUGAGAGUCAGAAUGCUACCCUCCAUACAGAUCUUGCUACUUUGGAGCGUCAACUUGCCACUGCUCGGAAGCAGUUGGAAGAUGAAACACUGCUUAGGGUGGAUCUGGAGAACCGUUUGCAAAGUUUCAAAGAGGAUAUGGCCUUCAAGUCACAAGUCUUUGAGCGGGAAUUGAAUGAGACUCGUACUCGUACUACAAUGUCCACUGAAGAGGUUGAUGGUGGCCUCAAUUCGGAAUAUGAAGACAAACUUGCUGAUGCUUUGCGGGAAAUGAGAGAAGAACAUGAUACUCAUUUGCAGUUGGUUCGUGAAGAAAUUGAAAAUUUCUAUGAAACUAAGUUGUCCAGCCUCCAGACUCAACUUGAGAGAAACUCUAAUUCUUCCAGUGUUAUUCGUGAAGAAUUGAAAUCCGCAAAGAGGCGCAUUGAUGAUCUUUUGGCCGAGAUCAAUAGCGUGAAAGCUCAGAAUGCCCAAUACCAAAAACGCAUUACUGACUUGGAGAAUCAACUUGAACGCGAUUCUGCUGAAUUCCAAGCUCAACUUGCUGCCCGUGAUGAAGAGAUCAAACAGCUCCGUGAAUCUUUGGCUGAGCUCACUGAAGAAUCAGCUGAACUGUGGAGUAUCAAGGUUAAACUUGAUAUGGAGAUUGCUGCCUAUAGGAAAUUGUUGGAAGGAGAGGAGGAGAGGUUGAACUUGUCGGCCUCAGACACUACUCCUUCAAAAUCUGUUUCUCGCAGCGUUCGGAGUUCCAAAAAACGAAAACUGGCUGCAGAGACAGCUGAAGAAACAAGAUCUUCAUCUUCUAACCAAGGUUAUGCAUCUAAAGCAUUAAGUAAAUCUUCUCUGAGCAUUGAAGAUGUUGAUACUGAUGGAAAAUACAUCAAAAUAUCAAAUUCUGGUGACAAGGAAAUUUCCAUUGGUGGCUGGCAACUCAAGCAUGAUGCUGGAGAGGAUGAAACUGUUUUCAAGUUCCAUCGUCAAGCCGUUUUGAAACCUGGUGCAUCAGUAACAGUCUGGAGUGCUGAAAGUGAUCAAACACACAACCCUCCAACUGAUUUGGUGAUGAAAUCUCAAAAGUGGUUUGUAUCAGACUCUAUGAAAACCACAUUACUGAAUACCGGUGGAGAGGAAAUGGCUUCUCGUGAAAUGUCCAAGUCUGUCCUCCGAAGUGUGGAAAGCUUCAGGAGCAGUUUAUCUCGGGAUGAUGGAACUGAAAGUCCUGAACGGGAACGAAUUACAUAUUCCCGUCGUCAUCUUACUCCUGCUCAACAGAGGAAAGGCUGGUUAUUCUGGUAA
Molecule: messenger RNA, 1812 nt
Organism: Acanthosepion pharaonis
Lineage: Eukaryota; Metazoa; Mollusca; Cephalopoda; Sepiida; Sepiidae
Source: the annotation of a GenBank genome assembly